AUGAAAAAAUUCGUUGCUACUGAUGCUGCCAUUGUUCAUAAUACUUAUCAUGAUCCAAAACAUUAUCCUAAAAUGGUUUGGUCAACUAAUUAUUAUAAACUCGCUGCUGCUACCAUGUUUACUUUAUUCUUUGCAGGAAAAUUAUAUGCUGAAAAAUGUAUCGUUGAUGGUGUUAAUAUACAAGAUUAUUUACAAUCUCAUUAUUUUAAUGCUUACAAAACUUUGGCAACAAAAAUUUGUGAGGCCGGCCUUCAUGAUUCUUUGGUGAUUGGUUAUGAUACCAUGAACGAACCAAGUUGGGGUUUUGUUGGUGCUGAAGAUUUGAAUCAUAUCCCUGAUCAUCAAGAAUAUAAGCGUGGAAGAACUCCAACUCCUUUUCAAGCAAUGUUAUUAGGUGAAGGACACGCUUGUACUUUACCAGUUUGGGAUAUCACUUGGUAUGGUUUUGGUGUUGUUGGAUCUGAACAUAUUGAUCCAAAAGGUGUUACCGCUUGGU
This is a messenger RNA of Racocetra persica, 496 nucleotides long. Lineage: Eukaryota; Fungi; Glomeromycota; Glomeromycetes; Diversisporales; Gigasporaceae. The record is from the annotation of a GenBank genome assembly.